CCGCUGCUGCUUGGGAAGCAGUCAGGAGGCUUUUCGCGGGGGCUGUGCCGGGUGGGCGGUUUUCCCAGAGCAAGGAGCGGAGCAGGACUGAGUUGGCGCCGGCUCCCUCUGAUAUAGACGCCGCUGGCUGGAUGACCAGCCUGCCCUGCUAGCGUGAACCCAAGGGCUCCCUCAGGCACCGUGUUCCCACCCUGGGGACUGCAGCGCCACACCUCAGAGGUGUGGCAUGUCACAGAGGGAGGCCGGAGGGGCACUGGCCAUGCCCGGAGUGGGGCAGAGCCCGGCCAAGGCCACACCGAGGUUGCUAGCAGGCACCGACAGGAAGAGGAGCCGCCUGAGCAGGACAGGGCAGGACCUGUGGGAAGACACCAGCUGGAGCGGCCAAAGAUGGAGCGGAGCUGCCCCCAGCUCCCGAGGGGCCAGGGCCAGGAGCCUGGCUCGUGGCCGGAGCGAGGCCAGUCCUGAGAACGCAGCCCGGGAGCGGAGCCGAGUGAGGACGCUGCGCCAGGCCUUCCUGGCCCUGCAAGCCACUCUGCCCGCCGUGCCGCCCGACACCAAGCUGUCCAAGUUGGACGUGCUGGUGCUGGCCACCAGCUACAUAGCCCACCUCACCCGCACGCUUGGCCAUGAGAUGCCCGGCCCCGCCUGGCCACCCUUCCUGCGUGGACUUCGCUACUUGCACCCUCUCAAGAAGUGGCCGAUGAGAUCUCGACUCUAUGCCGGAGGCCUGGGCUGCUCUGGCCUUGACUCCACCACAGCCGCCACCUCGGGACAAAGAACAAAGGAGGCAGAGGCUGGGCCCCAAGGCUCUGGAGAGGCGGAUGCUCUUCUUCCCACCAGGCCACUCUCACCAGCACUUGGUGACAAGUGAUCGUCACAAUCACUCUUCCCUCCUGGACUGCGACUCGAACUUAGGGACCUGGACGCUCUGCCAGGCCCUGCUCAUCUUCACUCUGACUCUCACCCCGCGGAUCCUGGGCGGGCUCAGCGCCCAGGUCCCAGCACGCGCACUGGGCAAAGCGGAGGGCACGUCUGUGAUGGAGAGUACUCGGGAGGACCAGGGGGCAGAUCCUCAUCGUGUCACCCGGGGCCUGGCUCUUCAUGGCAGAGACACGGGCGGCGGGCAAGGAGAGGGUUUGAUCGGGGAGGAAGGUGAGUUAGGGCACCGUUCCCUGCUUUUGUCCCCUAAGAUUCCCUCAGACCCUGAGAGACUGCAAGAAGGCAUACAUGGCUGCACAGGUGCAGAGGUGGGGGGCCCGGCGGGCAGCAGCCGCAGGUGCUGAUGGGAAAGCCCGGAGCCCCACAGGCCCUUGGCAGCUGCGAGUGUGAACAGAGCCAGGCCGGGGUCACCUGGGCAGAGGGGCGACUGAGGAAGGGAACGUGCUUGGCUGUUGCACCAUGAGCGGCUUCCCUGACGUCAGAGGCAGGAGAAACUGAGGCAUCUUGAAUCCACGUUCUAGUCCUUUCCAGAUGCCUCUCAUCACCACGUUUUCUCCCUCUCCGGGCCCUGCAUCCUUCCACUCUUUUCUUGAUAUGAGUGAUAGUUACAGGUCGGGCCCUAAAGCUUGCCUUGCUUACCUUCCAGUAAUGAGAGAAAAUUGACCCAGUCCUCAUUGCCUCGUCUGAGAUCCCAGAGGCAGCUCCACCGGCACUGAAGCCGGCGGCACCUCAAGGCCGUGCCUGUGGCAGCUUUUGAUAGACUCAGUUACAUCCUUGAAGGACCUUAGAAGGAGAAAGUGCACCUUUUCCAGGGGAUAAAACUUACCAUCUUUCACUAUGUUAGAGACCUAACCUCCAGGACAAACCAGAUAGGUCUGGGUUCUCUGGGCUCCUUGGACGAUGUUGGCCGAAGGCCCCACUGGCCCAGGAAUUAUUUCUACAGUCUGUCUACAGAUGAGCGCUCUGGGGCCAGCUCCUCCCCACAGGCGCUGCCCUCCCAGGCUCUCCCUUGGUCCUGCCGCGGGUGCCAGAAGGCUGAUAACACUUCAGUGGAAUGUAUCUCUGGCCCUGAAGAAAGAGCUUGAGGAAGAAUCACAGAGGCUAGACCUACAGAAAGCGACUUUCCAGAGCAGGUGUGGCCCCUGAAGUCCAGACAGAGAAGGAGUCACUUUGUGGUUGAAUUUCAGGGCCUCGGAGUGGGAGGCCAUGGGCCAGGCCAACUAGAGUCCCACAAAACUCUAGACGGAAGCCUUAGACAGAAGCCACCAUUGCCAUCGGGAGGUCUAGUGAGAUUCUGGCUGGCUGGGUGCGAGGGGGGGUCUGAGGGCUGGCGUGAGGAGCCGCUCCUUCUCCCCAGGGCUGGCCGGGGUGGCAGGGGAAAGGGGGCUGAGGGGGUGACUCAGCACAUUGGGGUGGAAGCCGAAAAAGAGACACAGAAUGUCCCAGCUGCGGCUGCAUGAGACGGGGGAGGGCAGCUGGACCGUGGCUCAAAGCCAUAUGGGGAGUAGGCCUCAGCCAAGGCCAAACUCAUAAAUCUACCGAGUCUCCGCUGAGGGGCCCGGAGAGCUUGUGCAGAGCUGCUUCUGGGCAGCUGGACGGGGCCAGGCGGGGCAGAGACCAGGUGUGGGUGGGCACGAGCAGACUGUUCUUCCCAAGACCAUAAAAGUCCAGCUCGAAUGUUCUAUUUUUAGAGCCAAAUAACAGUAUCUCCCCUGCUGAGUGGACCACGUGGUCGGAAGAGAAGCAGAUGAGUCUCCUCGUGGCACACGGUCUCUCCCUGGGGAUGAAACAGGGAAAGCUGGCUUUGGCUGUGCACUCAGGAGCCCAGGAUAACUCCAAAGACUAGAGUCUGGGGCAUGCUCCUCCCGUCCCACUUGGACUCCGGCCUUUGCCCAGUAAUAUCAGACACUAUGGGGAGGGGGGAACCAUAGCACCCCAGCAUCGGAGUCAAGGAGGACCAAAAGGGAUGCAGGAGUUCCCAUUGUGGUUCAGCAGAAACGAUUCUGACUAGCAUCCAUGAGGAUGCAGGUUCCAUCCCUAGCCUCGCUCAGUGGGUUAAGGAUCUGGCAUUGCCGUGAGCUGUGGUGUGAGUUGCAGAUGCAGCUCGGAUCUGGCAUGGCUGUGGCUGUGGCGUAGGCUGGCAGCUGCAGCUCCGAUUUGACCCCUAGCCUGGGAACCUCCGUGUGCUGCAAGUGUGACCCUAAAAGGGGAAAAAAAAAAAAAAAAUGAAAGAGGGAUGCAGCUGGUGGAGGGCUGUGGAAGGGCAAGUGCCAUCAUUACACGUUUCUACAUCGGCCUUGGGAUCUUUUCAGGCAAAGCUGUUUUCCUUAGUGUUCUAAACAGUCCUCAUGGGGUCCAGAGGCUGUCUCCCCACACCGGACAGCACCCAGCACAGGCAAGCCAGGGAGCAAAAGGGCUGCAAAGGGGCAGGCAGAGCCCAAGGAAAAACCAGGGGAUGGAUGGGAAUAACCAGAGGCAAUAUCAGGUCAGAGACUCACAGAUGAACCAGAAUCAGGAGUAACCCCUUUUCCUCUGCAGCAGAGGAAGGCCAAUACCUUCCCAUUGGGAGACCCCGGGAACAAGGGUAUGUAGGAAAGAUGCUCCAAAAGGAAACAGGUGACAAAAGGACACCCGGGUGGCCUGGCUCAGGAAUGAGAGGGAUGGUGGGUCCACUUGGGUAUCUUGUACCCCCCCAUCCCCAGUGCCCAUGACUCGGGGUGAGGGUGGAGGCAGGGAUGUCAAGGACAGUGUCCCCGGGGCUGGAUGUGCCUGUGCUGGACGUGCUUUCUGAGGGGCAGCAGAGUUACAGGGCGGAGGCGUAUAUGGGCUGUGGGGAAACAGAGCUGGCUUCUAAGAAUUAAGGCGGAGGCGGCAGAUGUCACUAAAUUGGGAACUAGGCUAAUUAGAAAUAUAAAAUCUAGUCUCGUCUGAGAAAUUCCCUUUCUCUUCCCCCAGAAGGAGCCUGGCUAGGGUGAGUCAGAUGGCACUGCCGUCUCCCUUUUGUGGCCCAAGCCCUAAACCCAGGGCCCCCGCAAGUUUGGUGUUUAAGACAAACUGUAGCCAGUGGGCCAAAUCCAGCCCCCGAUUUUGUCAGUAAGUUUUUGUGGGGAUAGUGUCACACUGUUUACACACGAUCUGUGGCUACUUUCCUGAUACAAAGGCAGAGUUGAAUAACUGCAACAGAUGGUAAAGCCUAAAAUAUUUACAGAGUUUCUGUAAAGGAACUCUGGUCCUUUACAGAAAAAAUAUGCUGACAUUUGCUCUUGAUCAGAGAUACGAAAAAUGUGGUCUGAGAACCCCAGGGGUCUCUGAGACCCUUUUGGUGCUCUAAGAGGCUGAAAUUAUUUUCAUAAUGCAAGACGUUCUUUGCCUUUUUUCACUCUUUCUCUCUCAGGAGUGUGAUAGAAUUUUCCAGAAGCCAGAUGACAUGUGAUAGGGCAACAACAGAUGGAAUGUAGCAGCAGACAGGAGAAUCCAGCUCUCAGACAUUAAAGAUCUCUGCAAAAACAUAAAACAGUUCCACUCUUCUCACUACAGAUUUUCCAACAUGGGAAAUAAUUAUUUUUCAUAAAAAUGUUAUGUAUAUUUGCAUAUAGGGGGUUAAUGUUAUUUUUAAAUAAAUAUUUUUAAA
Sus scrofa (pig) is the source of this 4570-nucleotide messenger RNA. It is a transcript of the gene TCF23, whose product is annotated as transcription factor 23. NCBI's taxonomy places the organism in Eukaryota, Metazoa, Chordata, Mammalia, Artiodactyla, Suidae. Gene Ontology annotation, molecular function: protein dimerization activity; RNA polymerase II transcription regulatory region sequence-specific DNA binding; DNA-binding transcription factor activity, RNA polymerase II-specific. The record is from RefSeq and is a predicted model, not a curated record. Gene Ontology annotation, biological process: regulation of transcription by RNA polymerase II; developmental process.